AUGGCCGACCAAUGUGAUGGGUUGCAAGGGUUCCUGUUCACACAUUCCCUCGGUGGUGGUACCGGUUCAGGGUUGGGUUCUCUCCUACUAGAAAACUUAUCGUAUGAGUACGGUAAAAAAUCUAAAUUGGAAUUCGCUGUCUACCCAGCACCCCAGUUAUCCACGUCCGUCGUGGAACCUUAUAACACCGUUUUAACAACACAUACCACUUUGGAACAUGCUGAUUGUACCUUUAUGGUCGAUAACGAAGCUAUUUACGAUAUCUGUAAGAGAAACCUGGGCAUUUCCAGACCAAGUUUUGACAACUUGAAUGGGUUAAUUGCUCAAGUGGUGUCAUCUGUAACAGCGUCCUUAAGGUUCGAUGGUUCGUUGAACGUCGAUUUGAACGAAUUCCAAACUAACUUGGUCCCAUAUCCCAGAAUUCAUUUCCCAUUGGUGUCAUAUGCUCCUAUCUUGUCCAAUAAGAGAGCCACCCAUGAGUCCAAUUCCGUGUCAGAGAUCACAAACGCUUGUUUUGAACCCGGUAACCAAAUGGUCAAGUGUGACCCAACGAAGGGUAAAUACAUGGCUAACUGUCUACUAUACAGAGGUGACGUAGUGACAAGAGACGUCCAAAGAGCCGUCGAACAGGUGAAAAACAAGAAAACAGUACAAAUGGUGGACUGGUGUCCAACAGGGUUUAAGAUCGGUAUCUGUUACGAGCCACCAACCGUAAUACCAAGUUCUGAACUGGCUUCUGUGGAUAGAGCCGUUUGUAUGUUAUCCAACACCACCGCCAUUGCCGAGGCUUGGAAAAGAAUCGACAGAAAGUUCGACUUGAUGUAUGCUAAGCGUGCCUUCGUCCACUGGUACGUCGGUGAAGGUAUGGAGGAAGGUGAAUUCACCGAAGCUAGAGAAGACCUGGCUGCUUUAGAAAGAGAUUAUAUUGAAGUUGGUGCCGAUUCUUAUGCCGAAGAGUUUUAA
Molecule: messenger RNA, 963 nt
Organism: Saccharomyces eubayanus
Lineage: Eukaryota; Fungi; Ascomycota; Saccharomycetes; Saccharomycetales; Saccharomycetaceae
Gene: TUB3
Product: alpha-tubulin TUB3
Exons: 1
Coding region: 1-963 (320 amino acids)
Biological process (GO): mitotic cell cycle; nuclear migration by microtubule mediated pushing forces; nuclear division
Cellular component (GO): cytoplasm; microtubule; spindle
Molecular function (GO): GTP binding; structural constituent of cytoskeleton
Source: RefSeq, a predicted model, not a curated record